AUGCAUGCCCUCACACUCUCCUAUUCACAACUAAGGCCAAUCCCAUCAUUACCAUCUGCUGCAAAACCUGCACAUCCCAGCCUGACAGACUCGCAGAAAGCAGACGGGGACAACAAAUCCAGAGCUAAAGAGUACUGUAAAGUCACUUACUCUUAUAAUGCUACUAAUGAGGAUGAGUUGAGCCUAAAGGAAGGUGAAGUCAUCCACAUCCUAAGCAAGGACACAGGCGAGCCAGGAUGGUGGAGGGGUGAGGUCGGCGGCAGAGAAGGUGUCUUCCCUGACAACUUUGUUGUCAUGCUGUCUGAGGCAGAGAAAGAGGCUUCCAUAUCAAGAGGGUCAAUGAAAUCAUCGCCUAAACAGGAGUCAGAAGAGAAACCGAAGAAACCCCCUCCACCGUCAAAAAACAUAGCUACCAAGCCUGAGGUUCCAAGCACUGACAGGAAACCUCAUCCCAUCAGGCUGGAGGACAAAGUUGACAGGCCAACAACAGACCACAAGCCAUCAAAGCCUGCAGCACCUGUGGUCCCACCUAAGAAGCCAGUCCCUCCUCCUGGGAAAGGCAGACCAGGGGCUCUUCCACCAAAACGGCCCGACAAGCCUCUCGCUCACUCGCCAAAUCUCAAGCACAAUGGAGAGGUGCCUUCUACACGACCAAAGUCUGACUUUGAGCCAAUGUUGCCCACCAAACCAAAAACGAUGUCUGGGGACUGGGGGGAGAAGUCUUCAGAGAUAGAUCUGAUGAGUUUUGACGAGUUGUCAUCUACCUCUGAGAAGCUCUCUCACCCCACUGCAAACAGACCAAGGAUGCCUGGAAGGAGGCUGCCUGCUCAGUUUGGUGGAGGACAUUCGCCAAACAAGGAGGUGAGUGUGGAGAAAUCGUUUAAGACUGAUGAAGAGGAUGCAGCCAAACCAAAGCUUACAGAAACCAGAAAGCCUUCAGGUAACACCUUAUCCCAGUCACCAUUGCACAAGGUUGCCAUGACCAGCACUGAGGCCAAGCCCAAUCCUUCAGCAGCCUCCAACUCCAACAGUGCAUCACAGGACAGCCGAGCCCAGCAGGAUCCAGACAACUCAAACUCACAGCUGGAUGAACUUAGGAGCCAGAUGAAGGAGCUGCUGAUGUCUGUGGAACUACUCAAGACCCAGCAAAUGAAAGAGAUAGCAGAGCUGCGAGGAGAACUGGACGAGGAGAGGCUAAAGAGAAUGGCCCUGCAGAUGGAGAUAGAAAAACUAAAGCGGACUGUCCACUCGACGUGAAGCUUGCUCACCAAUCAAAUAUGAGCCUCAGAGUCGGCUGCUGGCCUGUUCACCAGUGAGAGUUGGGCGAUGGGACGAACACGUAAAUGGAUGGAGAAAGGGUGGAAUAUUGGAUGAAACUUAAGCACAAUUCUUUCAGUGCUCUUCAAAACUAAACUCUCCUGAUAUUUGUAAAAUUUACAUUUUGCACAUAUAUUUUUUUCAAGCUAGAUGUAAUUUAGUCACAGAUGUAUAUGUUUCUCUUUUGACUUUCACUUAAUUUUGCCAACACAAAAACUGAGGCCUUACUUCAAAUGAUUGAGCAGAGUUUCGGGCUCUGCCACAGCUCUCCCCUUCGCUUUGGUGUUCCUUGAGGGGAAACAUGCUCUCUGUACUACUGACUUUGUGUAAAGCUGGGGACUUCUGCUGUCCUCACUUAGUUUUCUUUCUCAGAUUUUUAAUGAUGCACAGAUAUUUGUGAUUUUUUUUAUUAAGAAGCUGUUUAAUUUCCUUUAAAAUCUUUCAAUCCUAAAUUGAAUUAUUUUCAUGCUGACAUGCUCCUGUCAGCAGUACUCAACUCCACAGCUGCAGCGCUUGUUGAUUUUUGUCUUUUCUAUGGUUUCUUGCAUUCCUAUCCAGGGUUACACUACUGUGCCUCUUAUAAACUGAAUUAUAUAAGGUGUCUGUAACGGGAGAUUACUGUAUACCAUGAUGGUGUCUGGAAACGUUGCAGCAUGAUAUUGUAUAUCUAUAUUUUUUAAGUCUACUGACAUGCCUAGUCAAAUACUAAUAAGAAAGCCUCUUCUAGGCUGAUAUAUUCUAUUUUUGUCAAACCUUCUCUUGCUGGGAUUAUUCUCAGAAAUAUAGCCAGAACUCAGAUUGAGUCCAUAUACAAACUAGGUUGCCGACCAACUCCAUGGCAUGUUUAUCAUAAAAGUAGCCUGGUUGUAAUCAUCUCUGCAACCGUCUCAGCCUUUUCAGUUUUAAUCUGGCAAAAAAAAACUCUUGAUACCUAUCCUGAGCCCAGUCUACCUCUCUUGUUCAUUCUCUAAACCCUUUUUAGGAACCCUCUGUUCAUGCUCCGUAACAUUUACCCUGUCAUUUUUUUGAAUGUCUGUCUUCUCGUCUACGUCUCGCCACAUUCCAAGUACACAGGUGGAGCUUACUGGAAGCACUAACAAUGACAUAAACUCACAUUCUCUCUCUAUCCUAAAUGGCUGAAGAUGAAUGAAAGUGUUUGAAGCCCCGUGUGUAGAAUCUUUAUGCGAAUAUAUUUUCCUACAAACUGAUGCUCAGAGGUCUUGUAUGUAAAAAAAAAAAAAAAAAAAGAGACAAUCCUGCGUGUCUGUAGCUCUCUGUUUAGCCGGUGCAAUCAGCUGAUGAAUUACUGUCAGGUAAUUGUUUGGUCACGCUGUAAUGUGCUGAAUAAUUUUGUGUAGAUUGCCAUGAAAUUUUUUGCAGUCAUAGUCCACAAAGACAACAUAAUUGGUCCCUGGUUUUAUGUGUUGCCCCCAACCCAGCGAAAGUGUUGUAUCUUAGAGUGCCUGGCUCGUCACACAGCUGGAUAAUCUCACUUAAUGUGGCCAUGUGUACAUCCACGUCACUGCAGCAGAGCCAGCAGCACUUUACUUUGAAGCAGGCUUUUACACCCUGCCUGAGUUAGCUCUGUAAAAUGCCCUCAUGACCAAUGACUUUCCCAUCAGCCUCAGAGGUUAAUCACCUCUGGGAGCUGGCAAAUGUUUGCACAGUACCAAUCCAAACGUGUUUGACUAAAAUCAACCACACCUGUCAAGUAUCUGCAUUAGGGAUGUGUGCUAUCAUAAGUUAUUGGUAAAUGUUUUAGGCAGUAAAUCUGCCUACAUCAACCGUAAAUAUUGGCCGUAUGAACAAAUUAGUUGGUGAAGUUUUAGGCAGGACUAACAGCCCUACUUUAGCUACAGUCUUAUUCUACAUUCAUCAUCAUUCCUUACACUUGAAAUUAUUUUUAAGGACUGAAAUGUGCUAAUUUGUUUAUCCUCAAACUUUAAAAUGUGUUUCAGGUCUGAGCUACAUCCAAAUAUCUGUUGAUAUCCAUAUCUGCAAUAUUUGUUUAGUAAAUAUCGGCAUAUCGGAUAUUGGCAAAAAUCCAAUAUUGUACAUCCUUAAUCAGCCUCUGUAAUGUUGCUACAAAAUCUUUUAGAUUGACUUAAAGGGGACAUAUUAUGCAAAAAUCCUUUUUUCAGGCUUUUUAACAGCAAUACGUGCCUCUGGCCUGUCCACAAUCCCCUCAAGUACCAGAAAAAUCCAUUCCCCCUCUCUUUUUC
This is a messenger RNA of Cheilinus undulatus (humphead wrasse), 3539 nucleotides long. RefSeq names its product CD2-associated protein. The record is from RefSeq and is a predicted model, not a curated record. The coding region runs from base 1 to 1257 and encodes 418 amino acids. Gene Ontology annotation, cellular component: cell leading edge; cytoplasm; vesicle. Gene Ontology annotation, molecular function: protein binding. The transcript is spliced from 14 exons. Lineage: Eukaryota; Metazoa; Chordata; Actinopteri; Labriformes; Labridae.